AUGGUGGUGGUGGUGGUGGCGGUGUGCGUGAGCGAGAGCAUCAUCAUGGGCAUCCCCAUGCCGGUGGGAACAGGCUUGUUCAAGGUCAUGCAGCGGGCGGAGGCCUCGCCCACGUCGCUGGCCCGCCGCCCGCCCCCGCUGCUCGCCUUCUAG
Chlorella variabilis is the source of this 153-nucleotide messenger RNA. RefSeq lists its product as hypothetical. Lineage: Eukaryota; Viridiplantae; Chlorophyta; Trebouxiophyceae; Chlorellales; Chlorellaceae. The transcript has 2 exons. The coding region runs from base 1 to 153 and encodes 50 amino acids. The record is from RefSeq and is a predicted model, not a curated record.